UUAGGGCGAGCAGCACAGGAAGGUUUUGCUGCUGCUGCGCCGGAAUCUCUCGGGCUCCCUGCGGGGAGCAGAACUGGCAGGAGGUGCGGGCACCAAAGAUUCAGGGAGCCUGGCAUCCUGGGGUGGCAAAGUACAGCCCACAGUAUGGAGGAAUUUCUGCAUCGCACCAAAUCCCGACUGGACCGUGCUAAACAGUUGGAAAAGGUCCAUACUGUUAUUGGAAAUAAGUGCUGUGACUUGGACUCUAUCAUUUCAACCUUGAUCUAUGCCUAUUAUUUAGACAAGGUCAACUCACCAGGUAUACUGUGCCUGCCUGUUCUAAAUGUUCCACGGGGAGAGUUCAACUUCUACAGCGAGACCAGAUUUAUUUUGGAAGAGCUGGAAAUCCCAGAAUCAUUUCUUAUCUUCAAAGAUGAAAUUAACCUACAUCAACUUAAUGAAGAAGGCCGAUUAUUAACAACACUUAUGAACUUCAGUACAUUGUCUAGUGAUGAUGCCACAUUGGAAGCCUCUGUAGUUAAGUUCAUUCAUUCAGAAAAAAGAAUUGAUGCUGGCCAGGAGUUUCAGGAAUCAUGUUCUUGCUUAGUUGCAAAAGAGAUUCUUGAAAAGGCACCGGAACUAGUUACUCAGCAGCUUGCUCAUCUUCUCAGAGGAAGUAUUCUGUUUAGUUGUCUGUCCAUGGAACAUGAAAGAAUUGCAAAACAAGAAGAAGACAUAAUAUGUCUAUUGGAGGAGAAAUUUCCUGAGCUGCCACCACGGCAGGACAUAAUCAGCAGUUUGCAAGAGACCAAGAUGCACACGCAAGGGACAAAUGUCGAAGAUAUUUUACUUAAAGACAUCAAAGAACUGUCCGAUGGGGAUAUAAAAGUAGCUAUUAGUAGUAUUUGCAUGUCUUUGGAGGUAAGUAAAAACCAAUAA
Xenopus tropicalis (tropical clawed frog) is the source of this 918-nucleotide messenger RNA. Its product is annotated as protein prune homolog 2-like. The coding region runs from base 145 to 918 and encodes 257 amino acids. The transcript has 6 exons. NCBI's taxonomy places the organism in Eukaryota, Metazoa, Chordata, Amphibia, Anura, Pipidae. The record is from RefSeq and is a predicted model, not a curated record.